AUGCGUGAUAGUCAGGAUGGACCACAUCAAUAUCAUUCUUCCAGGAGACAUGGCUCUAAUAGUAUUUACCACCAACAAGAGAGCGACCGUCAUUACAAUGACUUCGCCCACGCCCGGCCGAAUGAUCAGAUUGGUUCGCCAGGAAGCGCAAGAAGAAGGUCGCUACUCUUGACUUCCCCUCAAGCUCCAAUCUCUCAAUCGCCGAGCGGCAGCCGACCACUGAGGAUCCAGCCGGAGGGAUCGGCGCAUCAUCGAAGCUACUCCCGGCACGAUGAGAAUAGUGAUGUCGAUCUGAGUUCAACCUUCGGGAAUUUCGGCUUGACUGAGCAAGAAGAGCUUUACAACCGCCAGAGCCAUCCCUUCAACUCUGGGGAGGUCGACGAAUGUGACAAAUACAACCCACUCGUCUUACAUCAUGCCAGGCGACAAUCCAUCAUUCAACCGCAUGCCUUAUCCAGCUGGCACAACGGCCAUCUAUCACAGUCGCCUAGAAUGUCUGACGAUCACAGAGUCAGAGAUGACCAUGCCACUCACGAGCCUCCUCAGCGCAAACAAGGACUCCGCUAUCACCAAGGCUUGUGGCAGAUGACUGGCAAAUCCGGGGCGGUUAUUCCGAAGGCCACCACAAGCCCAGCAUCUACCACAAUGUCCAAAACAUCGGCCCAUGCGAUUAUUUCUCCGAGUUCAUCUCGUUCCUCAAGCUCCAGCACAGUCAUAUCACCCUUGUCGCCUGGUUUUUCGCGGGAUGGAAGAGGUUUUUAUGAGAGUCAGUCUAGUGGUGAAGCCCAAGAAGCACAGCAGGGCAAUUCGAGCAACUGUCGAAAAUCAUUUCCUGGAGAGUCGUCGAUGAAUUCAGAUUUGGUAGCUCGAAGAAGAUCGUGUACUGUGGCCGCACCACCGACAUUACUCAACAGCAUUUUCCAGCGGGUCCGAAACCCACAAGAUUGUUUACCGCUCGGCAUGCGCUCACCAUUGUCAUUGACGGAUGAGGACCUCAAGACGUUCGGGAUGUCGGACUCUCAGCUUGUGAAGCAUCAAACCAAACAGGACUGGAGCCAAGGCCGAGCCGAUCGAUCGGCUUCUGUCGCCGGAAUCCCGCUCAGUCAACCUUCCUCGUCCAGCAUGGUGACCGGCAACAGCGCACCAAAUGGCUAUCGCGAUGGGCGUCGGGCAAGCAAUGGUACGGAGGAAGGGUAUCAAGCACGAGACAGGUUCAGCGGCCGGUUCAUCCAUCAGGUCACCUUCAGCUUGGACGAGAGUCACAAGAGUGGACUACAGGCGAUCUUGGUCCUCCGAAAGCUCACCAACGGCCUCACCUCGACCAUCCAGAAGCCUGCCUCCUCACCCGUCCAUCCUUCGCGCUCCUCCCCACCAAACAUCCCAAUCCCCAGGAUCUCCCAUCGCUAUCCCGAACAUUCUACCCCCACCACCGUCCUCGUCAAUGGUCGCCCUCAAACCGUACUCGUCCAGAAAAUCAUCCCCAGCGUCGUCAUCGAUUGGUCCGAUGGGGCCCGUGAUCAAUUCGACCCUACCGGGAUGAGCUUGCAGGAAAUCCUCGAUCGCUGUCACUUUCGUCCCUCUUCUUCCCCUUGA
Molecule: messenger RNA, 1593 nt
Organism: Puccinia graminis f. sp. tritici CRL 75-36-700-3
Lineage: Eukaryota; Fungi; Basidiomycota; Pucciniomycetes; Pucciniales; Pucciniaceae
Exons: 3
Coding region: 1-1593 (530 amino acids)
Source: RefSeq, a predicted model, not a curated record